AUGGUCUCGGACGGCGAACGCCGCCGCGUCCAACUGGCCAUGGGCCUGAUCCGACCGUGGGACGUGCUCCUCCUGGACGAAAUCACCGUGGACCUCGACCUGCUCAGCCGGAGCAACUUCCUCGGCUGGCUGCGCGGGGAGACGGACCGCCGCGGCGCCACCGUCGUCUACGCGACGCACAUCCUCGACAACCUGGUCGGCUGGCCCACGCACCUCGUGCACAUGCACCUGGGGCGGGUGAAGGAGUGGGGGCCCAUGGACCGGUUCGACGACGAGGUCGACGAUUCGACGGCGAAAAGUGGCAACAGCAAGCUCGGCGAGUUGGUCCUCAAGUGGUUAAAGGACGAUUUGGCCGAGAGGGGUCCGCGAGGACACGGAGUCGUCGGAGGAGGAGGGGGAGGGCAGGCAAAGACGUACGAGAGUUUCGAGGGCAAGGCUGGCUAUGGGCUCGAGAAGACGCCGGAACUUUGA
Fonsecaea nubica is the source of this 471-nucleotide messenger RNA. RefSeq lists its product as hypothetical. The transcript has a single exon. The record is from RefSeq and is a predicted model, not a curated record. Lineage: Eukaryota; Fungi; Ascomycota; Eurotiomycetes; Chaetothyriales; Herpotrichiellaceae. Bases 1 to 471 code for a protein of 156 amino acids.